UUCAAUCAGGCGUCGUAUUAUUUUGUUGUCUUUUUUUUCUGUCAAGACAGAAAAUUUACCGAUAGGUCCAUAAAAGCGUGAUGAUAGAGAUGGACACGCGUUUUACUCAAUUUUCCGACGUAUGCUUGUCAUAAACCAAAGCUUUGCAGUUGUGGGAUUACAAACUGUAGGAUGCAUUUGUGUGACGUCAUUUCUGGUGGCCCCGUCGUUUGACAAACUUUCAAAAUUUUUGGUGGUGGGAAAUCUGCGGUUGGUUAAAUGUAACUCAAACAUUUAAUGUUUUUGUGGCAUUGUUGCUGUGUUAUUUGCUAUUGAGGGCUUAAUGUUAGUGCAUCUCUUUGUUUCAUAGAGGUAGUAAUUUGUUUUGUGGGCCCAGCUUUUAAGAUUAUUUGAAACGAUAACUUCCGUUACUGUUGAGAGGCAUUAGACACUGACUGCCGUGUUCACUGCAAUGGCUCCUCUUAAAUUUUCCAUUAAGUGUGGGAACUUUGCCGUGCUGGUGGAUCUCCACAUUCUGCCCCUGGGCGGCCAAGAGGACACCAGCUGGUUUACUACGGACCACAUCGAGGAGGUCACAUUACUCAUUCGAGAUGCUGUGGACCAGAGGGUUAAGCAGCACACAGUCUCUCUCCGUAAUAGAAGACAGCCCAACCAGAAGAAGGAGCUGGCACCUGCUUCUCCCUUUUUUGUGAGAGGGAAAAACUUCAACUUGGAUGCCAAUUUUCUGAAGCGGCACAUCAACCUCAGAUGUAUUGUCAAGCAGCUCUAUGGGGAUUUGCGUAUGUUUCCUGAACGAUGUGUUGUAUGUGUGAGCUGUCCAGAGGAUGUCUCGGCGCACCGUGGAAACCCGAGCCUGGUCGCGACUGAGCUGAGUGAACAAAGCAGAUCAGAAUACUUUUCCAGAGUGGGAGAAACCCAGGAGCCUUUAAACAGCACCUCAAAAACAAAGAUGACUGUGCUUCAGAAGAUAGUCCAACAAGUGAUUGUCCAGCAGGAGCUCUGUGGUUUCAGUAUGGGGGAGCAGCAAAUUGAUCAGAGAGCAUGUCCCAAAGACCAGAGAGGAGGAUUGAGAGGUGGACAGUCAGAAUCAAGCCCAAAAGAGACUGUGUCCAGUUCUGGACAGAAGGUUCUCCCAGAGGCAGACCACAGGGUGUCUUGUCCAAGUGCCUCCACUCAAACUAUGGCUCAGAAGCGGGGAGUGACCCAGGAGCAGCAGACAGAGGAUAGUCCUCCAGACAGGAUCAACCCAAACAGGGCCUCAGUAGUUUCCUGCCAGCAAGAAUUUAGUCAGGAGACCAGUAGGAACAAGAGGUGCAAGCUGAUCAGUGCAGGGGAAGACCAUUGCCCACAGAGGGCCGAGAGGACGUGCCUUGGAAGACCUCCAGCCACAGUGCAAACUCAAUCCACUGAAUGCUCCACACAAACUUCCAAGCAUGGCCUUCUUUCUCUGCUGCCCCUUCCUCCAGUUGAAACCAAGGCAGACUCCAAGGUUUUCCCAAUCUCUGAGUGCAAGAAAACCACACUGGAAGUAGAGCUGCUUACUCCAGGGAAACGGGCCCAGAGCCUCCUGCUCACAAGCAGCAAUAACACGGCACAGACAAACCAAAACAGGCUGGCCACAAGUCUGAGGGGCCUAUCUGUCAAGACUGCAUCCUCAGGCUCCUCUAUUAGUUCCAGAUCCACACUCGGAGAGGAGGGGAGUGAAAAUGGACCCAGAACCUCUAGAUUACGACGAGUGAAGAGGUCCUGCCACAGAGAUAGAGAUAUUUUCAGGCCUCAUGUUUACCCCAUGCAGUCUCCUCAGACAACUGGCAUUUUUGUCACGUUACUACGAUAG
Messenger RNA from Monopterus albus (swamp eel), 1837 nucleotides. RefSeq names its product SLX4 interacting protein (gene slx4ip). The record is from RefSeq and is a predicted model, not a curated record. The coding region runs from base 452 to 1837 and encodes 461 amino acids. NCBI's taxonomy places the organism in Eukaryota, Metazoa, Chordata, Actinopteri, Synbranchiformes, Synbranchidae. The transcript is spliced from 7 exons.